This is a messenger RNA of Racocetra persica, 387 nucleotides long. The record is from the annotation of a GenBank genome assembly. NCBI's taxonomy places the organism in Eukaryota, Fungi, Glomeromycota, Glomeromycetes, Diversisporales, Gigasporaceae.
AUGCCAAGACAACAAAUUGGGACCAAUACUGAAUUUCCUGAAAAUAUAAAUAUUCCGGAUAUUCUUAAGGUCCCCGAUGGGAAUGCUUUCAAAUUCGUUCUAUAUGGAAUCGGAGCAACAGAAUAUCGAUUUAAUAAAAUUGAAUCUACAUGGAAUAUCUGCAACAGUGAAGUCUUUUACGUUAACUAUCCUGAAGACCUUUCCUUUGGUCCUAACUCAUUCGUGGCCAAGUCAACAGCUUCCGGACUGGAUCAAUCUGGUAACACUGUUAAAAACGUCCUAAAAUCCAUUAUUCAUGAAGAUAUGUCAUUAUGUAUUUCUAAAACUAUAAACAUUGCACCUAAUCCCAAACCAAGACUUGAUUUUCAGUUCUUAAGUCAGGUUGCG